AUGGCUCCAUCUAGUGACUUCUGUCAGGGCAGUUGUGUUCUUACUGUUCAGCUCAGCGAUAGAGAGCUGCUGUGUGAUGCAGAACUGAAUACAGACGAUGUGGAGUUUUUCUUGCUUCUCACUGGAUCCACUCAGAGGCACGUCAGCAGCACUUUAAGGGUCAGUCAUGACACCCUACAGCUGGUCUGUCCAGCUCACGGCUGCUGUGAGUCGGUCGAGGUCACCCUGUGCUCUGCAACUCCAGACGGUCUCGUCCAUUGCAUCUCCUCAGAUCAGAUGUGUUUCGUUCAGGACUUGGCCUUAGACAUGGCUAAGUUCCUGGUGAGUGCGGUGGAAGAGGCCGACCCGAUGGAAGGAGCGCUGUUGCUGGAUGAGCGUCACAUUCCUCUCCAGGAGUGUGAAAGGAUGGACGAGAGCCUGGCGCUCGCUCUCUCGCACCUAGAGCUGCCUUCUGACUGGAGUCUUCUGGGUUACAACGAAGCUUUGGAGCCUCAUGAGACUCUGCUGCACUUCGCCGCUCGUCGUGGACUCCAGCGAGUUACCCGCUUCCUUCUGCAGCAGCCUGGAGCUCAACAGGCACUAGCACUUCCCAACAGAGAAGGCGAGACCCCGGCUAGCCUUGCACAGAGCCGCGGACACGGUGCACUGCUGGACCUUCUUACACAGGAGGAGACAGGCACCCAGGAUAGCACCAGGACGAGCAGACGGGGGUCCUCCGCAGCCCGUUCGGUUCGGCACCACCCGAGCGUGAACACCUACACCCUGUCAGUGGCCACCGAGAGUGGCACAGCGCCACACAGCCUGCAGGUCGACGUGCAGGAACUGCGUAGCCUGAUCCUCCAAAACACAACGCAGGUCGAGAUCACCGCCAACUGCAGUCAGCUUCCGCCACCACCCAGUGCAGAUGACCCGGAGACCAGCAAGUCCUGUUUUGAACAUUCGGAACAGAACGACGUCAACACCACAGAGGAAAAUUUUACCCCUGUUCAUGUGAAAGGAUACCAAAAGGAGCAGCACAGCUGUACGGGUCCGGUCCAGCAUUGUGAGGGCGACGGAGAUCCCUCCUUUAAUGCCGAGGCUUUCGGCGACAGUGACGAGAGCGAUGAGAACCAGGCGUGUUCUUGUAAAAACAUCAACAGUGAUGAUAAAGUGCAAGCAUUAAGCGAAGGGGAAGAUAGCCGUGAGAGCAUACAAAGCAGCCCUGAAGGAGAAAGUGCAGCUUCAUCCUGUAACAAGGAGCAAGAGGAAACUGAUAAAGCUCAGGACUCGGUCUGCCAGGUACAGUGGAACUCUAAGAGGCUGAAAAGGAAAAAGCAGAGCGGCUUGGGGAGACCAGAUGAAGACCAGCUUUGGGACUUAUCAGAGCUAGAAGAUAUGGGAAUCACGCAGUCUGUAGGCACGCCUGAAAGUUCAGACCAGGAGUCUUAUUCCGAGGGAACAGGACGUGAUGACGAGAGAGAGGAAUCGGUGGAGAACGAGAGAAUAAAUGAAGAGCUGGGGAAUACAAACCAAGCAAUGACCCAGUCAUCAAAUGCUUCAUUUGACAAGGACGGGCAAGAAUCAUAUGAGCCUGAGUCUUCACCUUCUGUGCAUGACAGGCUGGAAGAAAAUGCCUCCCGUCAGGCCUCCUGUGAAACACCAGGUGACGGCUGUGAACGAAAAGAAGACAGCGUUGAAGUACAGGAAGAAGAUAGCCUUUCGUGUCUCGAUUCUAAAACACAAAGUCCCAAACAAUUUGAUCCAAGCUGUCAUCAUAGUCCUCCAGAGGACACAUGUCAAAAUAAUUCUGAUCAACUUCAGACAGUCCUAGACGCCAAGCCUGCUCUGUGUACUCCUUCUGGUUAUAGUUCUGAACCGGAUGACAUGUCUGACGUGACGGAUAACAUCAUCUCUGUCUCACCAGAAACGAACGCUGAAACCAAGGAAGCCGCGAAGGAUCCAGACCAAACAGAGGAAAGUGAAAGUGAUAGUGAUGGACAAAGUUUGGGAUGCUCCUAUGAUGCUCAUCUAGGUGUAGAAUCUUCAACACUGAGGAAUCCUGAGGAAACUGAAGGUAUAUCCUCAGACGAGGAACAAUCAGGUUCUCGUAGUGACCAGAAAGUUCCCCCAGAACCGAAUGUUUCCCAGAAAUGCUACGUUCAGGACACGCCCGAGUACCAGGUUUCAGAGGCAGACUCGACAGAAAACACAGAAAACCCUGAUAGUUUAGAAAGUGUCGUAAACAUUGUAGAGAAAAAUCUACAGCCUUGUCUGGACUGUAAUGACGGUCGAUCGUUUUCUUUAAAUGAAACGGAUACAGUAAAGAGUUCAGUCUCAUUUGGAGAGGAAGUAAGGAUGCCUGAACCUGCCGUUUGCUCCAAUCUCGGAUUAUUGGACUCCUCAGAUUCUGUGGUUACGGAAUGUAUUGAGGUUAAAGAAACGCUGGAAACAGGGGCUGGACUACAGAACAAGGAUGAGGAUAAACCUGUCAAAGUUCCUCAAAAAGGAGUGGAUGGUGAUUCAGAACAUCAGAUGGACUUUGAUACAGAGAUGAUUCCUGAUAGAAGCACAAAUGAUGAUGCAUCUGUGAUUCACAGAGAGGGGCACUCGGUCGGUCUCGACGGCUCCACGCACGCCAACGGGUCUCUGGAAAAGAGGCACAGCUCAGAGUCCACAGACAGCGUUCCGUCUUCGGUCCAGCACAGUACAGGCAGCACGACCCUCCGAGACUCAGGAAGUGACACGGAUGGCUGUACCAGCACCGACACGGGAGAGGAGGGCAUCUUCAGAAAGGGUCAGGAAGCUGUAGGUGCCAGCGACACCGCGAGCGAAGUGUCCGUGUCCUGCUCGUCCACAGACGACACUGCCAGCCUGCACCAGCCGAGCUCCUCUACAGAAAGCUGCGAGGACGUGCAGCGGCGAGGAGGAGGCGCAGGAGGAGGAGCAGAGGCCGAGGAGGAAGCCAACGACUGCGUGACCGAGGUUCCGCUGCGCUCGGCUCUGCUGCGCUCGUCUAUCCGAUCGCUCUCCCCGUUCCGUCGGCACAGCUGGGGGCCGGGCAAGAACCCGGCCGGAGAGGAAGACAUGAAUCAGCGCAGUUCUGUACGGAGGUCCCGGGACCAAAAGCCCAUGUUUCAUAGAAGAAGUCUUAGCUGGUGUCCCACUGAUGCCCCCUUCAGUUCAGACCUGGAUGAGAUUAGUCAGCUCCUCAGUGUCAGUCUGGAGGGUCUGGCAGCAGGGCGGAGUGAUGGGAAACAAUGGCAGGCGCAGGAGGCACGUUCAUCUCGGAGCCAGCUCAGUGAAGACACGGGCUCCCAGGUGUCCCUCACCGAGGAGGGGCUGGACUCAGACCUGGGGGACAGCAGCAAUUUGGACAUUCAGAAAUUGAGGAAAUCUCGGCCAUUGAGACGCGCCUGCCAGUCUAUGACUCUGCCCCUCCGAGAGUCCGUGUCCAUGCUGUCCAUCAGCCAGAGGGACAUCGAUGGUAUGAGAUACUUUGCUAGCAAUUCUCUCCGAUACAGUAUAACGGAAGAGGAGCCGGGCUCAUUACGCAUGGGUUUUGAAGAAAAAAAUGAAAACAAAGUCAGCCGCACUUUCAGCUACCUGAAGAGUAAAAUGUACAAGAAAAGCAGGGAGAAAGAGAAGAGCCGGGAGAAGGAGCGAGAAGCCAGAGAGAAGAAAGCUGUAAAUGGACACGUGUUUAGCUCUGUGAGCUCCGUCCAUACAGCUCUGUGUCCUAACUGUAACAAAACCCUCACCGCUAAAGACACCGUCGGCUGUUCAGGCUGUAGUGUGAAUGUUCACAAGAGCUGCCAGGACAGCAUUCCUACCUGCACAAAGGGGAAGCCCCAGUUUGUCAUACCAGACACGACCAGCAUGCCUGGAGUUACUUUAAGAACAAAAACCUCUGCACCACGGGAAAGGCCCUGGUCGGCAAUCUUAUCUCCAGAAAACCACCACCCACUGCUAACCGCCCCUCGCAGACACACCAGCAUCAUGCCCUUACCCAACAGCAACCUCUCCAAAAGCAUGUCCAUCAACAACAUAGCAGGACUGGAUGAGAUGCCAUUAAAAGGUCCGAGAUAUUUGUCCCAGUCCACCGACUCCUUGGCCAAAGUCAACAAGGUCAACCUGUCCACAGAGUCUCUAAUAGAUGAAGGAACAGAGACCGAUGGGCAGCUGAUGGGCGAAUUCGAAGCAGAUGCUAGAGAGCUGGAGGCCGAGCUGUGGAGUUCGACCACGGAUAAAGACUUUCUAAAGAAACUGAAAAAGAACGUCAUUAAGAAACAAGAGGUCAUUUAUGAGCUCAUUCAGACGGAGAUGCACCACUUGCGGACGCUGAGGAUCAUGGAGGACGUGUACUUUAAGGGCCUGCUGAACGAGGUUCACCUGGAGUUGCAGACGGUGGAGAACGUGUUCCCAGUGCUGGAUGAUCUGCUGAAACUGCACACAAACUUCUUCAGCAGCCUGCUGGAGAGGAGGAAGGAGGCCAAACAGGAUGGAUCCUUCAUCGUCAGCAGGAUAGGAGAUAUACUGGUCAACCAGUUUUCGGGCACUAACGGCGAGAAAAUGAAGAAAGUCUACAGCAAGUUCUGUAGCCGUCAUAACGAAGCGGUGAACCUAUACAAGGAGCUGCACACCAAAGACAAGCGCUUCCAGAGUUUCAUCAGGAAUAAGAUGAGCAGUAGUGUUGUACGUCGGAUGGGGAUCCCAGACUGCAUAUUAUUAGUCACUCAGCGGAUAACCAAGUACCCGGUCCUGCUGCAGAGGGUCCUUCAGCACACCAAAGAGAAUGAAGAGGACUUGGAGGACCUGACCAAAGCUCUGCAACUCAUUAAAGAAGUAAUAGCAGCUGUGGACGGCAAAGUAAACGAGCACAAGAAGAAGCGGAGGCUGGAGGAGAUCUACAACAGAACCGACGGCAGAUCCAUCAUGCGCAUGAAGAGCGGUCAGAUGUUCGCUCGGGAAGAUCUCAUACGAGCCAGGAAGCUCAUCCACGACGGUCCGCUCCUGCUCAAAAUGGCAACAGGACGACUGAAGGAUGUCCAAGCCCUGCUGCUCUCGGACGUCCUGGUGUUCCUGCAGGAAAAGGAUCAAAAAUACGUCUUCGCUUCACUAGACCGGCGCGCCACCGUCAUCUCUUUACAAAAGCUGAUCGUCCGAGAGGUGGCUAACGAGGACCGGGGUCUGUUUCUCAUCACCGCUGGGAUACAGCAGCCCGAGAUGGUGGAGGUUCACGCCACGUCGCGGGACGAGCGCAACACCUGGAUGCAGCUCAUCCAGGACGCCAUGCAGUCGAUAGAGAAAGACGACGACGAGGGCAUCCCUAGCGAGACAGAGGAAGAUAAAAAGCUGCUGGAAUCCAAAGCGAAAGAGAUGAGAGACAUGCUCCAGAGGAAGGACGAUCAGAUCCUGACUCUCCUACAGGAGAAGAUGAAGCUCUUUCACGACAUGUGUGGAUCUGGAUCCGCCGAUGACGCGCCCUCAGCCACCAGAAUGCUUUUCAGAUCCUGUAGUGACGACAGGCCCAAAGGGGAUCGUCUCCUGAAGGACGCUAUUAAAGAAGUGGAGAUGCUGCAGACUCUGGUGCACAGCGGCCUGGGCGGAGCCGUGGGACAGCAGGCAGCCGGAGAUCCCGUAAACACCACGUCAGUGUUUCUUCCACGCAGAUCUGAGACCUUCGGAGGAUUUGAUAGCCACCAGAUGAGCAGCUCCAAACAUGGAGAUAAAGAAGAGGCUGAAGACCUGAGGAGGACAGAGUCUGACGGCGUUCUAAAGAAGGGGGGGAACACCAACCUGCAGCUCGUGCUGAAGAGAAACAAAGAGCAGGUCCUGAGUAGUGUUACACACCUUCAUGACGUCCUCAGUUCACUGCAGGCAGUGGUGGUACAGCAGGACACCUACCUAGAGGAGCAGCGCGUCGCUCUGAACGAGCGCGUAUCUGCCCGUCCCCCGUCUCGGCUCCCGUCUCUGGUAGAGCAGGAAAAGCAGCGCAGCGCCGAGCGCCACCGGCAGGAAUUAGCCGCUCACGCCGAGGAGAGGAGGCGCAGGGAGAGGGAGUGGGAGGCCCGAGAUAAGGAACUCGGCAGCAGAGAGAUCAUCCUUCAAACGAAAGAGGAGGAGGCACGGAGGAGGCGCGGCGGGCUGGAGGAGACUCGGCGGGAGCUGCAGGCGAGGAAAGAGGACUACCAGAAAGAUCUGGAGAGGCUGAGGGACGCUCAGAGGAGACUGGAGAGGGAAAAGGAGCUGAUGCAGAGGGAGGCGGAAACUCUGGAAGAGCUUCGGAAGGCUGAGAGGAGCGUGUGUCGGACUCUGUCGAACACGUCGUCGGACGCGGUGAGCGUCCAGAGCGGCGGUUACGCGGAGCAAGACGAGGCCGGACUCUCCUCCAGUCCCAAGAAGAACUCCCUCUCCAGAAUGGACUCGAAACAGAAGGGUCGCAACCUCAAUCCGUUCAGCGGCUUCGCUCCUAAAGCUCUGUGUGCGGAAGGACAGUCGCAGCUUCCCAACCGGCUGCUGCAGCUCACCAAGUCCAAGGACAAAAAGGACAAGAAGAAGAAGAAGAACAAGUGCAAACCCUCUCAGGAAGCAGAAUCUCAUCUGCUGCUGCUGACCGAGGCUCCACUGGAACCAGAGAUUUUCUUCUGCUGAACCUCCUCUUCACUUCUUCACUCGGCCUGUACCUGCUGAAUGUAAAUCCAUGCAGGACGCCGGUUAUUCACUGCAAUCUUUAUUCUAUACGCUCUGCCUCUGAUUAUCAGAAAGAGAAAGCACUUUACGGACCUCAGCUAAUUACAGCAACGACAAUCAGACAAAAAGAAUAUACACUAUAUAGCCAAAAAUAUGUGGACACCUGAACCAUGAGCAUUUGAACAUUCAGUUCCAAAACCAUGGAAAUAUUAUGGAGCUGGGAUCCUGAUUGUGGCUAUAAAGACCUAUACUUUUCUGGGAAACUUUUCAAAUCAAAACGGGGCGGCAUGGUGGCUCAGUGGGUAGCACUGUGGCCUCACAGCAAGAAGGUCCUGAGUUCGAUCCCCAGGUGGGGCGGUCUGGGUCCUUUCUGUGCAGAGUUUGCAUGUUCUCCAGUCCAAAAACAUGCAGUCAGGUUAAUUGGAGACACUGAAUUGCCCUAUAGGUGAAUGGGUGUGUGUGUGUGUGUGUGUGUGUGUCUGCCCUGCGAUGGACUGGCGCCCCGUCCCGGGUGUUACUGUGUGCCUUGCGCCCACUGAAAAGCUGGGAUAGGCUCCAACAGCCCCCCACCCCCCUCAAGGGAGUGAGUGAGUAAAUCAAAACAGUAUUUAUUAAGGUCGGGAACUGAGGUCGGAUGAGAAGGCCUGGCUUGAAACUAGCCUUCCAAUUCAUCCCAGUAGUGAUGACUGGGGUUGAAGUUUCUGUACACCAAACUCAUCAAAUCAUGUCUUUAUAGAAAUGGCUCUGAAAAAUAAAAUGGCCUUCCUUAAACUGUUGGUACUAAGUUAAAAGCAUGUGAUUUACUUUAUGUCAUUCACAUUAAACACCUCGUGACACUGGAUGUGUCUGAAACACUUGAAUUCAGUAAUUAGCACAUGUCCUAAUACUUUUGGCCAUAUAGUGUAUCAGCUUAAUACAAUCUAUUAAGUAAAAGUUUCACCCCGCUCUACCGUUCUGAGAUUUUAUUGUUUGGGAUUUUAAUACUGUGGACGUCUUGCUAGUACUGUGUUUGAUUCUAGCAAAAAAUCAAAAGACACAAAGUGUAAAUAGUGUAGAAAGUUUCAUUACCUGCUGGACAGGUAGCGAGUCUGCACAAUAAAUGCAACACCCACACAAUACUGCAUCAACUCAAGUACUCAAUCUCAUACACAAACCACUGAAACCGGAGUCGCAGUGUUACAGUACAGGAAAUGAUUUACUUUUAUUAUGCACCGAAAUGUUCAUCCUGUUUCAGAGGUGUGAGACUGAAUUCUUUCUCUCAUCAGGGGCCGAAUUACAGAAACAAUCUGUCCUUAGUUUUAAGUCUAAAUAUAAGAUAUGAUGUUUUACAUUUUCUUAUUCAUAAUAAAUUAUUUUCCUCAUGUCAGGAACUCGUACACAGCAAAUCAAGUUGACCGGCAAGUUGUAGGUUGUUGUAGCCUAGUGGUUAAGCAACUGGACUAGUACUUGAAAGGUCACUCUUUCAAACCCCACCACUGCCAGGUUGUGGCCUUGCCUUAGGGAAGGCCCUCAACCCUCAAUUGCUUGAUUUCCCUGGUACUUAGGUAAAUGCAGGGUCAUUCAAUUAUUCACUGUCUGUUUUUUACCACCACCUGUUCAGGGUACAAUUUACAGGUCCAUCACAAGUUAAAGGUCAUUUAUUUAAUCAUUUAUUUACUUAUUUUAGUAGCAACUUUUAAAAGGUGUUUCAGUUUAGUGUGUACAGUGGUUACACACAGCUUCAGCAGUUCAGGUUUGGCAUGUUAGCUGUGUAGGCGCUAUAGGGACGUAGCCGUAAUGUCUGUAAAGAUGUAGCCCACUACCACUGAGAUGUGGGGAUCCCUGGUUUAAAUCGCUGCGUUAUCGGGCCAGACUGGCGUCUGCACAGAUAUGAUGGGUGAGAGAGAUGUGUAAAUGCUAUCAUGCUGGCUUAUUCGAAGCAGAUGGCAUAGAUGGAUGGAUGGAUAUAUAGAUAUAGGGUUAGAUGGAUGGAUAUAUAGCUGGAUGGAUGGAUGGAUGGAUGGAUGGAUGGAUAGAUAGAUAGAUGGAUGGAUAUAUAGCUGGAUGGAUGGAUAUAUAGCUAGAUGGAUGGAUGGAUAGAUAGAACAUCAGUAAACGUACAUAUCUAUGAAUAGUAUAAAAAUAUUACUCCUAUAGCUAUUUACAUAUGUGGUAUUAGGUCUAUAUACAUGGUAAAAUAUACAUAAUAAUAAAAAUAAGAUCAGAAUGAGAAUAUUUGGUGUGUAUAAUAAUAAUACUAUGUAAAAUAAGUAACUAUAAUGGGUAUAUAAUUCUGCAGAUACAGAAUGUGUGAGGUAGACAGUACUAUGGAACGUGCAGCAUUUACUUAUUAGAAUGUUUAGUGUUAGAAACAGGAGCUUAAGGUAAAAGUUCUUUAUAUGUGGAGGUUUGAUAAUAAAGUUAGGAAACGUUAUUCUGUAAUAACUGAAUCAUGAUUAGGGAACAGAUUACAGUAUUUACAGUAUUUUACAUGUUUCAGUAGUUCGGCCCCUGCUGUGUUGAUCAAAAUCACACUUCAGCUUUUGUUUUACCUGCUUGCACUAAAUAUCUGUCCCAGGAGGAGGUGACACCCAGUCUCGUGUUCCUCAACACUGAUGUAGUUGUAAAUACACACUGAUAAAACACGUCUGUAGUCACUUCCUGUUACGGCCCUUCAGAAUUCAGGACCUGCGUUUUCUACAGGAUGAAACAGGGAACAUCAGAUCAGACCAGGUAUUUAUAUUCACUCACGAGUCCACGUUAGCUUAAACUGAUCACAAAAUGCACUAAAGUAAGACGCAGCAUCUUCUCAGGUUUCAUCCUUUUGUAAAUUAAAAGUCAGAAGUACUUUGUACUCAGAGGUUACAGUAUUGUUUUUAUGCAGAUUUGUGUAAAGGGACAAAACUAAAGAAUAAAUUUGUAAAUAUUAAUAUUUUGUGAAUGUUAUAUAUAUUUACUGUAUGAGAAUUGACCAUGUGUGUUUAAUUUGUAGUUAAUUUUACUAUUUUGUAAAGUCUAUUUAUCUAUCAUUCCUGCAUUUGGAGGCAAAUAUGUAAUUUACUCAAAUAAUAAAAAUAAUAAUUAA
Messenger RNA from Trichomycterus rosablanca, 9733 nucleotides. It is a transcript of the gene akap13a, whose product is annotated as A-kinase anchor protein 13. Gene Ontology annotation, biological process: regulation of Rho protein signal transduction. The record is from RefSeq and is a predicted model, not a curated record. The transcript has 37 exons. Gene Ontology annotation, molecular function: guanyl-nucleotide exchange factor activity. The coding region runs from base 1 to 6630 and encodes 2209 amino acids. Lineage: Eukaryota; Metazoa; Chordata; Actinopteri; Siluriformes; Trichomycteridae.